Solea senegalensis (Senegalese sole) is the source of this 2643-nucleotide messenger RNA. RefSeq names its product F-box protein 34 (gene fbxo34). Bases 369 to 2072 code for a protein of 567 amino acids. NCBI's taxonomy places the organism in Eukaryota, Metazoa, Chordata, Actinopteri, Pleuronectiformes, Soleidae. The record is from RefSeq and is a predicted model, not a curated record. The transcript has 3 exons. Gene Ontology annotation, molecular function: protein binding.
UCAUGACGCACAGCUGCAGCUGUACGUCAGUGUGUCCGGGCAGAAGUGCUCAGUGUCGCCCUCAAACCUUCAAAACAACUUUCUGCGGCUGUUACCGUACGGACCGCCCGCUACGAACAACGCGGUGGACGGACAGAACGGGGACGGAGACUCUACCAGCGGCGGACACGGCGGGAAAAAUCCCCCCCCUCCCCCCCCGCAGGACUGACUCUCUGACCAAUCGUAGCGUUGUGGUUCUGUUUCCUGUUUGGGGGCGGGGCUCACACUUGAAGGACUGUGAAAUGUGAAGUUAAGGGAUCAGUGGAGCUGUCACUCACACCAGGACCACACCCACACGAACCGAUCAGCAAACCGUCUGGAGGACCAUCAUGCACCUGGCGUCUUAUCCAAAGUUUGUGCACUCAGAGCUGUGUUUGGACGUGUCCAGUGUUCAGACGCGGUCCCAGCGCAGCAGUCUCUUUGUGAGCCACCAGGGGGCGUUGCUGAAGACCUGUAGCGGUAACUAUGGCAACAGCAGCCGCCUCCCGUUCAGCGUCAUCGCCACCAACGCGCUUUGUGGCGACAGCGCGGCGUCCCUGAGGCUGAAACCGUCUCGCAGCUCCUGCUUGCAAUUCCUCCUGCAGCCACCAGGUUGUGAGAAUGAUGCACUCUGUCCAACGUCCACUGAAGACACGGAUGUCCCCCUGGACAUCUGGACCGUCAUCAAGCCUGGACACGUGCGCGAGAAGAUCGCCAUCUUUGCAUCAGAGGGACAGACUGAGAGAAAGACUGGCGACUGGGACAGACCGCCGUCUGGACCACUGCGCGCCGUGAAGGCGAAGGGCAGCUGGGAGGAGAACGGUUGCGCCAAACGCCGCCGCAGGUCUGGAAGCAACCACGACCUCCAACAGGUUAGGGUUAGGGUCCACAGUCCUUCACCAGCGCGCGUGGACACAAAUCAGAGGUCAGGGGUCAGGGGGCGUGAAGGGGAGGCGGUGAUGGAGGAGGAGGAGCCAAAGGUGUCAGUGGUGGAGAUGGUGGCGUUCCUGGAGCAGAGGGCGAGCGAGCAGCAGAUAGACUGUAAACCUGCUGUCGCUCUCCGGAGAAGCUGCGCCACCAUCACGCUCUCCAGAGCUCCGCCCCCUGAGGUCAGGGAGGUGUUGGAAGCCAAGGGGGAGGAACCGGAGAGCGUCAGGGUUUCGGACAUGGUGGCGAAGCUGGAGUGGGAGUGUCUGAGGAGGCGGUCUGAGGGAGGCGUGUCCCGGAGCAGCAGCCUGAGGAGGACGGUUGGACGAGUCCUCCUCGCUGCUGGAGACCAGAGCCCCGCCCCCUCCCACUCUACAUCGUCUCUGACAUCAGCGGACUCUUCGUCGUCACAUCCAACACCUGCCAGCCCUGACCACGCCCCCUCUUCUUACCUGCCCACUCCCCGCACUCCUCCCUCAGGUGAGGUAGGGGGGCGGAGCUGUGAGGAGAUGGAGAAGCAGCCAGAGGGGGCGGAGCCUCUGCCUGGCCUGCUGUUUAUAUCUGUGGACUCUGAGCCCCGCCCCCCUCAGCACAGAGUCACCUUAGAGCCCUGCCCUGAAUCUGACAUGUACUCAGAGAGGAGUGUGAGGAGGAAAGUGGGCGGGGCGUCGCCGGACUUCUUGCUGCUGCGUCAGCGUGUGCAGCAGCUGCUGGAGCCUCAGCCGCUGCUCGCCGUGUUACCUCAUCACCUGCUGCUGCACGUGCUGCUGCUGCUGCCCACGCGCAGCCUCGCUGCGCUCAAGUGCACCUGCCGCUACUUCAGGUUCGUCAUCGACAACUACGGCGUGCGGCCCGCCGACUCGCUCUGGGUGUCCGACCCCCGUUACCGCGACGACCCCUGCAAGCAGUGCAAGAGGCGUUACGGGCGCGGCGACGUGUCGCUCUGUCGCUGGCACCACAAACCAUUCUGUCAGGCGCCGCCCUACGGACCUGGGUACUGGAUGUGCUGCCACGGCAACCGCAGGGAUACGCCCGGCUGCAACGUGGGUCUCCAUGACAACCGCUGGGUUCCUGCCUUCCACAGCAUUAAUGUGCCAAUUUGUAGGCGGAGCCACAAUGAUGACUGACUGACUGUGUGUGUGUGUGAGAGAGAGAUUGGGUUUUGUUUCGGAUGAAUGACAUCAUCGAUCAGAGUGGCAGUGUUAGCACCACCUGCUGGUCAACAUCAGUAACAGAGCAUGAGGAUCCCGACCAGGACUCCUCCUCCUCUGACGGUUCACCUGACUUCUCCCCCUCUGACUCUGUCAGGUCAGAGAUGUCACCUGACUCCUCCUCUGACUCCUCCCCCUCUGACUGUGGCUCACGGUGACGCUUUGUCUUGAUCGAUCUCUGGUCAGGUGAGUGAGGGGGCGGAACCUGUGCGUUUCUGAGAUGAUGCUGAUCAUCAUGCUGAUGAUUAAAAAAAGAGAGUUUUUAAUGUUUUUUGUUGGUUUUUUUUUCCUCUGUCAAAUAUUUUGACUUUAAUAAAGUUUCUUUUUCAUGUUUUUGUUUGAGGUUGGAAAAUAAAAAUGUAUUUUCUUUCAUUUAUGAAAAACCAGAGCUGUAAUAAUAAUAAUAAUAAUAAUAAUUCUACUUCAGCGGGUGUUUGUGGUUUAUGACGACAAUGCACUUUUAAAUAAAAGUAUCAAGACAAGGUUA